CUUUCUCCUCCUACUACUUCAUUCUUCUUUCUCAUUAUCCAAAGAAGCUUAGACAAACUUUUUUGUUACUUAGACUUCACUCAAAACAAAAGAAAAGAGUUUUGUCUUUUGGGAUUAUCCUCUACUACUACUCAAAGUUUUCACUUUUUCUCCAAAAGAACUAUUAUUAUAAAUUUAUAAUUAGUCAAAACCUGUUUUUUCUCAUCUGUUACUUGAAUCCUAACCUGCUUUGCACUACCAAAUACCCACAAAAAAGGGGGAACAUUCCUUCAGAAGAAAACAGAGAGGGAACCAUACUCAAAUACUCUGUUUUCACUCCUUCAUGGGCUUCUUAAAAACCACCCCAUAAAAUAUUUUCUUUCCAUUCAAAUCAAACAGCCAUGGAAGAUUAUGUAGAAAAAGAGCAUGCCAAAGGAAGAAGGAGACAACCAGCAGCCUCCAUCAUGUUCUUGUGGGGAAUCUUGAUCUUUGCUCAGUUUAGUGUCUCUUCCUCAGCUCUUUCUCCUGAUCAGUAUUAUCACCAACCCUACACUUCACCGAGGAAGGUUGGUCCUUUCUACAAAACGGCCUCGUUUCAUCCCCCUAGAGCCUCAAUGUCAUUCACAAGUCAACAUCGAGAAGCAGAAAACAGAGAUGAUGUUUUUAAAGAAGACAAGAGAUUUGUUCACACAGGUCCAAAUCCUCUCCACAACUGAAAAACCCAUUUAGUAAUCUCUGCUUGGAAAAUCAUUGUUGGUCACUGUGACUGUGAGAUAUAGAUCAUUAUUGUUAGCCUUGUAUUCUGUUAGACUAAGAGUUAAUGAUCUUGUUUCUCUUUGUUGCAUCGAAAUCCAAUAAUUAUUGAAAACAAUUUUUUGUAUUUAUUUACUUACAUCAGUAUGUUUUAGAAAUUCCAUAUUCUAGCAAAGACAACAAUGACUUGAAGAUUCGAAUGCAUGGGUUUCUUCGAUGAUCAUGUUCUUUUGCAGAAAAGAAGGUUGUCUUUUUGUAAUAAGUGAUUAAC
This is a messenger RNA of Eruca vesicaria subsp. sativa (arugula), 1003 nucleotides long. The record is from the annotation of a GenBank genome assembly. NCBI's taxonomy places the organism in Eukaryota, Viridiplantae, Streptophyta, Magnoliopsida, Brassicales, Brassicaceae.